Molecule: messenger RNA, 4993 nt
Organism: Propithecus coquereli (Coquerel's sifaka)
Lineage: Eukaryota; Metazoa; Chordata; Mammalia; Primates; Indriidae
Gene: ARHGAP5
Product: Rho GTPase activating protein 5
Exons: 7
Coding region: 355-4860 (1501 amino acids)
Biological process (GO): signal transduction
Source: RefSeq, a predicted model, not a curated record
UGCGGGGGGGUGGGGGAAGGUGGCUGAAGGGACGCGGCACUCGGUGAGCGCGCCGGGGAAGAGAGGCGAGCAGAGAGUGGAGGAGGAGGUGGCGGCGGCGGGAGCGCUCCCCAGGAAUGUCGCUGCCGUCGCCACCGCCGGGGCCACUGCCGUUGAGGAGGAGACAGAGGAGACCGACGUUGUUAGGAAGAUGAUCCGUAUGAUCUUGAAGACCUUUCUGCACAGAAAUGAGGGAAAUACAAAGAACCAAAUACAGUUCUGAAAUUUGGGAUCUGUAUUUUGAGAUGAUUUUAUUUUCAGAAUGAGAAGUAUGUCUGGUUACCUUUAUGAAUGUAGAGACAUGAGAAGAGAGUUAUGAUGGCAAAAAACAAAGAGCCUCGUCCCCCAUCCUAUACUAUCAGUGUAGUUGGACUCUCUGGGACUGAAAAAGACAAAGGUAACUGUGGAGUUGGAAAGUCUUGUUUGUGCAAUAGAUUUGUACGCUCAAAAGCAGAUGAAUAUUAUCCAGAGCAUACUUCUGUGCUUAGCACCAUUGACUUUGGAGGACGAGUAGUAAACAAUGAUCACUUUUUGUACUGGGGUGACAUAACACAAAAUGGUGAAGAUGGAGUAGAAUGCAAAGUUCAUGUCAUUGAACAAACAGAGUUCAUUGAUGACCAGACUUUCUUGCCUCAUCGGAGUACGAAUUUGCAACCAUAUAUAAAACGUGCAGCUGCCUCUAAAUUGCAGUCAGCAGAAAAACUAAUGUACAUUUGCACUGAUCAGCUAGGCUUGGAGCAAGACUUUGAACAGAAGCAAAUGCCUGAAGGGAAGCUCAACGUAGAUGGAUUUUUAUUGUGCAUUGAUGUAAGUCAGGGAUGCAAUAGGAAGUUUGAUGAUCAACUUAAAUUUGUGAAUAACCUUUUUGUCCAGCUAUCAAAAUCAAAAAAACCUGUAAUAAUAGCAGCAACUAAAUGUGAUGAAUGUGUGGAUCAUUAUCUUAGAGAAGUUCAGGCAUUUGCUUCAAACAAAAAGAACCUUCUUGUAGUGGAAACAUCAGCUCGAUUUAAUGUCAACAUUGAGACAUGUUUCACUGCACUGGUACAAAUGUUGGAUAAAACUCGUGGCAAGCCUAAAAUUAUUCCCUAUCUGGAUGCUUAUAAAACACAGAGACAACUUGUUGUCACAGCAACAGAUAAGUUUGAAAAACUUGUGCAGACUGUGAGAGAUUAUCAUGCAACUUGGAAAACUGUUAGUAAUAAAUUAAAAAAUCAUCCUGAUUAUGAAGAAUACAUCAACUUAGAGGGAACAAGAAAGGCCAGAAAUACAUUCUCCAAACAUAUAGAACAACUUAAACAGGAACAUAUAAGAAAAAGGAGAGAAGAAUAUAUAAAUACUUUACCAAGAGCUUUUAACACUCUUUUGCCAAAUCUAGAAGAGAUUGAGCAUUUGAAUUGGUCAGAAGCUUUGAAGUUAAUGGAAAAGAGAACAGAUUUCCAGUUAUGUUUUGUGGUGCUAGAAAAAACACCUUGGGAUGAAACUGACCAUAUAGAUAAAAUUAAUGAUAGACGGAUCCCAUUUGACCUCCUGAGCACUUUAGAAGCUGAAAAAGUCUAUCAGAACCAUGUACAACAUCUAAUAUCAGAGAAGAGGAGGGUAGAAAUGAAGGAAAAAUUCAAAAAGACUUUGGAAAAAAUUCAGUUCAUUUCACCCGGGCAGCCGUGGGAGGAAGUUAUGUGCUUUGUUAUGGAGGAUGAAGCAUUCAAGUAUAUCACUGAAGCUGAUAGUAAAGAGGUAUAUGGUAGGCAUCAGCGAGAAAUAGUUGAAAAAGCCAAAGAAGAGUUUCAGGAAAUGCUUUUUGAGCAUUCUGAACUUUUUUAUGAUUUAGAUCUUAAUGCAACACCUAGUUCAGACAAAAUGAGUGAAAUUCAUACAGUUCUGAGUGAAGAACCUAGAUAUAAAGCUUUACAGAAACUUGCACCUGAUAGGGAAUCUCUUCUACUUAAACACAUAGGAUUUGUUUAUCAUCCAACUAAAGAAACAUGUCUUAGUGGCCAAAACUGUACAGAUAUUAAAGUGGAACAGUUACUUGCCAGUAGUCUUUUGCAGUUGGAUCAUGGCCGCUUACGGUUGUAUCAUGAUAGUACCAAUAUAGAUAAAGUUAACCUUUUUAUUUUAGGGAAGGAUGGCCUUGCCCAAGAACUAGCAAAUGAGAUAAGGACACAAUCCACUGAUGAUGAGUAUGCCUUAGAUGGAAAAAUUUAUGAACUUGAUCUUCGGCCGGUUGAUGCCAAAUCGCCUUACUUUUUGAGUCAGUUGUGGACUGCCGCCUUUAAACCACAUGGGUGCUUCUGUGUAUUUAAUUCUAUUGAGUCACUGAAUUUUAUUGGGGAGUUUAUUGGAAAAAUAAGAACUGAAGCUUCACAGAUCAGAAAAGAUAAAUACAUGGCCAGUCUUCCAUUUACAUUAAUUCUGGCUAAUCAGAGAGAUUCCAUUAGUAAGAAUCUACCAAUUCUGAGGCACCAAGGGCAGCAGUUGGCAAAUAAGUUACAGUGUCCUUUUGUAGAUGUACCUACUGGUACAUAUCCUCGUAAAUUUAAUGAAACCCAGAUAAAGCAAGCUCUAAGAGGAGUAUUGGAAUCAGUUAAACACAAUUUGGAUGUGAUGAGCCCAGUUCCCACCAAUAAGGAUGUAUCAGAAGCUGACUUGAGAAUUGUCAUGUGUGCCAUGUGUGGUGAUCCAUUUAGUGUGGAUCUUAUUCUUUCACCCUUCCUUGACUCUCAUUCUUGCAGUGCUGCUCAAGCUGGACAGAAUAAUUCCCUAAUGCUUGAUAAAAUCAUUGGUGAAAAGAGGAGACGAAUACAGAUCACGAUAUUAUCUUACCAUUCUUCAAUUGGAGUAAGGAAAGAUGAACUGGUUCAUGGGUAUAUUUUAGUUUACUCUGCCAAACGGAAAGCAUCAAUGGGAAUGCUUCGAGCAUUUCUAUCAGAAGUUCAAGACACCAUUCCUGUACAACUGGUGGCAGUUACUGACAGCCAAGCAGAUUUUUUUGAAAAUGAAGCUAUUAAAGAGUUAAUGACUGAAGGAGAACACAUUGCAACUGAGAUCACUGCCAAGUUUACGGCAUUGUAUUCUUUAUCUCAGUAUCAUCGGCAAACUGAGGUCUUCACUCUGUUUUUCAGUGAUGUUCUAGAGAAGAAAAAUAUGAUAGAAAAUUCCUAUUUGUCUGAUAAUACAAGGGAAUCAACCCAUCAAAGUGAAGAUGUUUUUCUACCAUCUCCCAGAGACUGUUUUCCCUAUAACAACUACCCUGAUUCAGAUGAUGACACAGAAGCACCACCUCCUUAUAGUCCAAUUGGAGAUGAUGUACAGUUGCUUCCAACACCUAGUGACCGUUCCAGAUAUAGGUUAGAUUUGGAAGGAAAUGAAUAUCCUGUUCAUAGUACCCCAAACUGUCAUGACCAUGAACGCAACCAUAAAGUGCCUCCACCCAUUAAACCUAAACCAGUUGUACCUAAGACAAAUGUGAAAAAACUGGAUCCAAACCUUUUAAAAACAAUCGAAGCUGGUAUUGGUAAAAAUCCAAGAAAACAGACUUCACGGGUUCCUUUGGCACAUCCUGAAGAUAUGGAUCCUUCAGAUAACUAUGUGGAACCCAUUGACACAAUUUACAAACAGAAGGGCUAUUCUGAAGAGAUUUAUGUUGCACCAGAUGAUAGUCAGAAUCGCAUUAAAAUUCGAAACUCAUUUGUAAAUAACACCCAAGGAGAUGAAGAAAAUGGAUUUUCUGAUAGAACCUCAAAAAGUCAUGGGGAACGGAGGCCUUCAAAAUACAAAUAUAAAUCUAAAACCUUGUUUAGUAAAGCCAAGUCAUACUAUAGAAGAACACAUUCAGAUGCCAGUGAUGAUGAGGCUUUCACCACUUCUAAAACAAAAAGAAAAGGAAGACAUCGUGGAAGUGAAGAAGACCCACUUCUUUCUCCUGUUGAAACUUGGAAAGGUGGUAUUGAUAAUCCUGCAAUCACUUCUGACCAGGAGUUAGAUGAUAAGAAGAUGAAGAAGAAAACCCAUAAAGUGAAAGAAGAUAAAAAGCAGAAAAAGAAAACUAAGAACUUCAAUCCACCAACACGUAGAAAUUGGGAAAGUAAUUACUUUGGGAUGCCCCUCCAGGAUCUGGUUACAGCUGAGAAACCCAUACCACUAUUUGUUGAAAAAUGUGUGGAAUUUAUUGAAGAUACGGGAUUAUGUACUGAAGGACUCUACCGUGUUAGCGGGAACAAAACUGAUCAAGACAAUAUUCAAAAGCAGUUUGAUCAAGAUCAUAAUAUCAAUCUAGUGUCAAUGGAAGUAACAGUAAAUGCUGUAGCUGGAGCUCUUAAAGCUUUCUUUGCAGAUCUGCCAGAUCCCUUAAUUCCAUAUUCUCUUCAUCCAGAUCUAUUGGAAGCAGCAAAAAUCUCAGAUAAAACAGAACGUCUUCAUGCCUUGAAAGAAAUUGUUAAGAAAUUUCAUCCUGUAAACUAUGAUGUAUUCAGAUACGUGAUAACACAUCUAAACAGGGUUAGUCAGCAAAAUAAAAUCAACCUAAUGACAGCAGACAACUUAUCCAUCUGUUUUUGGCCAACCUUGAUGAGACCUGAUUUUGAAAAUCGAGAGUUUCUGUCUACCACUAAGAUUCAUCAAUCUGUUGUUGAAACAUUCAUUCAGCAGUGUCAGUUUUUCUUUUACAAUGGAGAAAUUGUAGAAACCACGAACAUUGUGGCUCCUCCUCCACCUUCAAACCCAGGACAGUUGGAAUCAAUGGUACCACUUCAGUUACCACCACCAUUGCAACCUCAGCUGAUACAACCACAAUUACAAACGGAUCCUCUUGGUAUUAUUUGAGUAGAAAGUGAUUGCAAACAGCCUGGAAUUGGACAAAAAGCAAAUCUAGACAUGCAUGUUUCAGGGUUCAGUAGUAUACUUCAUGUUUCAUACAGAUAAUUCACAUUCAAAAUGACAUUUUCUCUUUGAACUA